GCGGUCCCGGUGUCCCCGCCCUGCUGUGCUGUCACCCCGCCGUCCCCAUGCCGUCGCGGGUGCUGUGCCUGGGCGGCGGGGCCGGGGGUCCCGCUGCGCGCAGGGUCCGCCUGCUGCUGCGGCAGGUGGUGGGCGGCGGCGCGGCCGCGGCGCGGUCCGGCCGCUCCGAGGUCAGGGCGCUGCACGGCUCAGGUGAUACUGUCACUAUUGGAGAUGUGUCUUUUAAACUCAAAACACCGAAGAACCCAGAACUUGUUCCACAGAACUACAUGACAGAGUCUCUGGCCCAGUCUGUAGUCCACCAUUUAAGAUGGAUAAUGCAGAAAGAUCUUCUUGGCCAAGAUGUUUUUCUUAUUGGGCCUCCUGGGCCUCUCCGGCGAUCUAUUGCCAUGCAGUAUCUGGAGCUGACAAAGCGGGAGGUUGAAUAUAUUGCACUGUCGAGGGACACCACAGAAACUGACCUCAAACAGCGACGAGAGAUCCGAAAUGGCAGUGCUUUUUAUCUUGACCAGUGUGCAGUUCGUGCAGCUACUGAAGGCAGAAUCCUUGUUCUGGAAGGCUUGGAGAAGGCUGAGCGGAAUGUCCUGCCAGUAUUAAACAAUUUGCUGGAGAACAGGGAAAUGCAGCUUGAAGAUGGUCGUUUUCUCAUGUCUGCAGAUCGUUAUGACAAACUUUUGCAGGAACAUACAAAAUCAGAGUUAGAUGCAUGGAAGAUUGUUCGGGUUAGCGAAGAUUUUCGAGUGAUAGCCUUGGGCCUGCCAGUACCUAAAUACUCUGGUAACCCUUUGGAUCCACCCCUUCGCUCUCGAUUUCAAGCUAGAGAUGUUUACCAUCUGCCCUUUAAGGACCAUCUUCAGCUAUUAUAUUCAAUCGGAUCAAACAUUUCCGCUGAGAGAGUUUCUCGGCUCCUGUCUUUUGCUACAACUCUCUGCUCUCAAGAAUCUUCUACAUUGGGACUUCCAGAUUUUCCUUUAGACAGCUUAUCGGCUGCAGUUCAGAUUUUGGAUUCCUUUCCUAUGAUGUCAGUCCAGCAUGUUAUUGACCGGCUUUACCCCUAUAAUCUUUUCCUUGGAAAGGAAGGCAAGACUGCAGUCAAAGACAUGUUAAAAUGCUUUGAGCUUCAAGAUUCAGAAAAGCACUUGUUUCCCAGGAAGAUUACUAGAGUAGAAAGUGUACAUGGAAACAAACCCUUCAGAGCUGAUGUAACUGUCCAAAUUGGUGAAAAAGAAGUGACAUUCCAGGUUCCAGCUGGAACUGGAAUGUUAAAAAACCAUUCUCAAUCAGAUACUUUCAUAAGGACUUCCAGCCAUAAUCAGCUGUUGGCAGAAAUGAUGCAAUCCCAUAUGGUUAAAGAUAUGUGUUUAAUUGGAGGAAAAGGCUGUGGCAAAACAGUUAUUGCGAAGGAGUUUGCUGAUAUACUGGGAUACAGCAUAGAACCUAUCAUGCUAUACCAGGAUAUGACAGCUAGAGAUUUGCUGCAGCAAAGGUACACUCUUCCGAAUGGAGACACUGCUUGGAGACCGUCGCCGCUUGUCACUGCAGCUCUGGAAGGAAAGCUUGUUCUUCUUGACGGCAUUCAUCGAAUUAACCCUGGCACUCUAGCUGUGCUCCAAAGACUAAUACAUGACAGAGAACUGACACUCUAUGAUGGCACCAGAUUAUUAAGGGAAGACAGAUACCAGAACUUAAAAGAAGAAUUGCAGCUCUCUGAUGAGAAACUACAGGCAAGGUCAAUCUUUCCUAUCCAUCCUUCUUUCAGAAUAGUGGUCAUGGCAGAACCUCCUGUCAUUGGUAGUAGUACUCAACAAUGGCUGGGUCCAGAGUUUUUGACACUGUUUCUUUUUCAUAAUGUUCGAUCUUUAAGCAAGAGUGAAGAAAUUGAAGUUAUUAAACAAAUGAUUCCAAAUGUACCCGGUGUUGCUGUGGAAAAGUUGUUGUCGGUAACACACAAACUUCGGGAGACAAAUGAUGCCACUGCACAGUCACUGGCCUCGUUUUUAUCUACUCGACAGCUGUUGCGAAUUUGUCGUCGACUGUCACAGCAUCCAGAUGAAAGCCUUUAUGAUGCUGUUAAUAAAGCCUGCCUUUCCAGAUUUUUACCAAACCUCGCCAGAUCAGCUUUACAUAAAAAUCUGAAGGAUUCUGGUAUUGAAAAAGGUCCAGAGGACACAGAGAAACUAGAGGGAAACGAUUACGCAUGUGAAAUAAAAAAUGGGGUUCUGAAGAUUGGGUCUGUGACCAUGCCAAUUUAUAACCCAGCUGAGAAGAUGAAAGUGCCAGAUGUUUUGUUUUAUGAAAAUGCACAACAUAUGAUGGUCAUGGAAGAUAUGCUCAAGGACUUUCUGCUGGGAGAACAUCUUCUUUUAGUUGGCAACCAGGGCGUUGGGAAAAACAAGAUUGUUGACAGAUUCCUUCACCUUUUAAAUAGGCCCAGAGAGUAUUUACAGCUGCAUAGGGAUACCACUGUACAAAGCCUUACCCUACAACCUUCUGUAAAGGAUGGUCUUAUUAUAUAUGAAGAUUCACCACUGGUAAAAGCAGUCAAGUUCGGACAUAUUUUGGUAAUUGACGAGGCAGACAAAGCACCAACAAAUGUUACCUGUAUCUUAAAAACUUUAGUAGAAAGUGGGGAAAUGGUUUUGUCAGAUGGAAGGCGAAUUGUUGCCAAUCGUGCUCAUGCAGAGGGGAGAGAAAACGUAAUAGUUAUUCAUCCUGAUUUUAGAAUGAUAGUUCUGGCAAAUAGGCCUGGAUUUCCUUUCUUGGGUAAUGACUUUUUUGGCACAUUAGGGGACAUUUUUAGUUGCCAUGCUGUCGAUAAUCCCAAGCCACAGUCAGAACUGGCAAUGCUUAAACAAUAUGGUCCUGAUGUUCCAGAGGCAAUUCUGCAGAAACUGGUGGCUGCUUUUGGAGAGCUCAGGAGCUUAGCUGACCAAGGAAUUAUUAACUACCCCUAUUCAACUAGAGAAGUUGUGAACAUUGUAAAACAUUUACAGAAAUUUCCAUCUGAAGGACUCGCAAACGUUGUCCGAAAUGUAUUUGACUUUGACUCCUACAACAAAGAGAUGUGUGAAAUUUUAUACAACACUUUGCACAAAUAUGGGAUACCUAUAGGAGCAAAACCGACCAAUGUACAGCUGGCCAAGGAACUGCCAUUACCAGAUCAUAAGUUUAUGGGCUAUUGGAAAGUUGACCAGCCAGGAAAUGCACAAAAGAAAAUGCUGUGUCCGUCAGAAACUCAAAAAAUAGAUGUCAAGGGCCCUGUGUACUUAAAUAUUCAACGCUUUCCAGUGGAGCGACAUGAAGCCAGGUCCAUCAGUUUCACAGAAGAACUUGCUUUUUGGACACUGCCUUUAGAUGAAAUUAACUUAGUUUGUGAUGUCACGGUAACAAAAGAAGAGGAACCUGAAAAUGUUCUUUAUGUUACUACAUGCAAUCCUGUUUCCUUGUACUUCAUGAACAUUUCUAGUAAGACUGGAUACUUUGUGGAUCUUUAUGACCUCUUCCCAAGAACAGUUGGAAGUGUCUGGCAACCUUUUGUGACUGCAGCACCCCUGGGAAAUCCACUUAAAGGUCAAGUGGUUCUACAUGAAGAGGAGAGCAAUGUUGUGUUGUUGCUGGAUACAGGCAACAGUUCCCUUCGCCGACUUGUACUCUCACCAGAUGCUCAAGACUCUCCUAAGAGAACAUCUUGGUGGAGCAACAAAGAGGAGACGAGCAGCUACAAAAUGUGCCGAGAGUUUUCACACAAAAACUGGCUGGUGUUCUACAAAGAAACAGGAAACCGCCUCAUUGUACUGGAUGUAUUGGAGGGUCAAACUCACACCAUCUCACUUCCAAUCAGUCUGAAAGCUGUUUUCCUGGUGGCUGAAGACCGGUGGCUCUUGGUGGAAAAUGAAACAAAUAAGAAAUUUCUUUUAACCAAGCGUGCCCAUAUGGAAGCUCAAGACAAUGAGGUUUGCCAGCUGCAUGCAUUGAAUGAAGAGCCAGCUGACAUGGGAUUUGGCUUAACAGCAGUGUCAGAACUGUGUGUGCCUCAAGCAGUUUCAACUGACCAGCUAUCUUCCGAAAACCUCAGUGCAGCUGUGGGACAAAAGAUCAGCUCCCCCAACAGGAUCUUCUCAGAUGAGCAUAAUUAUGCUACUGUUGUUAUUGGUUUCCCAGACCUUUUGUCUCCCAGUGAAGUGUAUAGCUGGAAAAGAAAUUCCUCUCUGACUCACAAACGUGCUUCUCCUUCUGAUCCACUUUAUUAUGGAGCCCAGAGGAAAACAGGAGCUGCAAAACAAACCAAUUGUGUUACUUUAUUGGCUUCUAAUCAAAUAGUCAGAAUUUUAGCUCCCGGAGAUGUGCCUCUGAAAGACAUUUACCCAAAAGAUGUCACUCCUCCACUAGCUGCUGGAUACUUGGAAGUGACAGAUCUUAAUUCAAAGAAAGUCAAAUACAUUGCAAUUCCUAGUUCACAGUCUCUCUCUCCAUAUACAUCUUGGCUCUCUAAGAUCUCAGAUGCUGAUGCCCUGCUGGCGCCGCUGGGCAAAGUAGGUUUGGUUACUGUGGACAUGGGAGGAGGUGUGAGGCUUUGGGAAACUGGGCUGGAAAGCCUCCAGCAGUCACUGCAGGAGUGGAGGAACAUGAUUGGCCAAGAAGAUGGUCGUCCUGUGCAGAUAACUAUUGAGAGGGAAAGUGGUUUGGAUGUCAGCUCCCCCAAACAUGGAAAAGUGGAUCCAUUCAACACGCCACACGUUGGUGGAAAUGUGUGGGCUGGUGGAACAGGUGGGAGAGACACUGCUGGGUUAGGUGGCAAAGGUGGUCCGUAUCGACUGGAUGCUGGCCACAGGGUAUACCAAGUAUCUCAAGCUGAAAAGGAUGCUGUUCCUGAGGAAGUUAAGAGAGCUGCUCGAGAGAUGGGUGAAAAGGCCUUUAAACAGAGACUGAAAGAGAUUCAGAUGAGUGAAUAUGAUGCAUCAACUUACGAAAGGUUCUCUGGAGCAGUCCGGCGUCAAGUUCAGUCACUCCGCAUCAUCUUGGACAAUCUGCAGGCCAAGGGUAAAGAAAGACAAUGGCUGAGACACCAAGCUGUUGGAGAGCUGGAUGAUGCCAAAAUCAUUGAUGGGCUGACAGGAGAAAAAGCCAUUUAUAAACGACGUGGAGAACUUGAGCCACAACCCGGGAGCCCGCAGGAGAAGCCCAAGCGGCUGCGCCUGGUGGUGGAUGUUUCCGGCAGCAUGUACCGCUUCAACGGCGUGGACGGGCGGCUGGAGCGCUCCAUGGAGGCCGUCUGCAUGGUCAUGGAGGCUUUUGAGAACUAUGAGCACAAAUUCAAGUAUGACAUUGUUGGACAUUCAGGAGAUGGCUUCAACAUCGCCUUGGUUGGGAGUGACAAAGUUCCCAAGAACAAUAAGCAAAGAUUAGAGAUUCUUAAGACCAUGCAUGCCCACGCUCAGUUCUGCAUGAGUGGAGACCACACCUUGGAAGGGACAGAACAUGCCAUUCGGGAGAUCGCCAAGGAGGAGGCUGACGAGUAUUUUGUUAUCGUCUUAAGUGACGCGAAUCUCGAGCGUUACGGAAUUCCGCCAUCCAAGUUUGCACAGGUCUUGACCACCAACACUCAAGUCAAUGCUUUUGCCAUAUUUAUAGGAUCCUUGGGAGACCAGGCAGAUAGGCUGCAGAGGACACUGCCAGCAGGUCGAUCUUUUAUUGCCAUGGAUACCAAGCAGAUCCCUCAGAUUUUACAGCAGAUCUUCACAUCUACCAUGUUGUCAAGUGCCUAAGCAUCACUGAUGUCACCAGGUGUGAACUCAAAGAGGAAACCCACUCCUGCUGGAGCUACAAACCCUAAAACUGAGUAUAAACACAAUUAUUAAUAAAAUAUGCCCCCUUCUCUAAUCAGCCAAGCAACCAUAAAUCUACAUGAUGGCCAGGCUGUAAAUUUUUCCCCAGAAUCUCUCAAGUGACUUAGCACACUCAAAGAGCUGCAUCGGGGCAGAGGAUGGCGACAGAAUGAAGGUUUUUCCAGAGGGACAAACAAACAAAGGACGGUCUGUGAUCAUUCCUCUGCCUGCUGUGUUGCCAGCACUACGGAAUCAUCUCACCCUGUUUCAUUAAACACGGUUCGCUGGGAUUUGGUAAUCCUGUGCAAGGCAGAUCCAGGCAAUCUGUGUCAGUGUUUAGCAUGCAUGUGUUUGAAUGGGUGGUUAACUCCAUCUCUGAUUUAAA
Molecule: messenger RNA, 6210 nt
Organism: Ficedula albicollis (Collared flycatcher)
Lineage: Eukaryota; Metazoa; Chordata; Aves; Passeriformes; Muscicapidae
Gene: VWA8
Product: von Willebrand factor A domain containing 8
Exons: 46
Coding region: 48-5765 (1905 amino acids)
Cellular component (GO): cytoplasm
Molecular function (GO): ATP binding; ATP hydrolysis activity
Source: RefSeq, a predicted model, not a curated record